This is a messenger RNA of Mugil cephalus (flathead mullet), 1537 nucleotides long. It is a transcript of the gene spata6l, whose product is annotated as spermatogenesis associated 6-like. Gene Ontology annotation, biological process: spermatogenesis. Gene Ontology annotation, molecular function: myosin light chain binding. Bases 660 to 1385 code for a protein of 241 amino acids. The transcript has 11 exons. NCBI's taxonomy places the organism in Eukaryota, Metazoa, Chordata, Actinopteri, Mugiliformes, Mugilidae. The record is from RefSeq and is a predicted model, not a curated record.
GGUAAGACGACGCCAGGCCUCACUAGAGUACGCUGCAUUCCGCUGGAGCCGUAGCUACCUGGUUAUUUUUUUGUAUUUUUUUUUUAUCACAUUUUCAAUCACAGGGAGAUUAAAAUGUCUCGAAAAGCGCUGAAAGUGGUGGUGGAAUUAAAGUUUAGAGCGGUGUCUUGUCCUGGAGUUCACCUCCCAGCCAAAGACGACGUCUACCUGAGCAUGUGCUUCAUGGGCCAGUGCCGCCAGUCUGAGUGUCUCCCGGCCGUCUUCCCACUGCUGUUUCACGAGAAGAUGACUUUUGAAAAGGCAGGUCUCUGUUCUCAUGUUCUGUGAGAUGUACCGCACAUUAAGCUACAGUCAGCCAUGUGUGUGUUGUGGUAGAUUUUCAGACGUGCCGUCGACCCCGGAGACAUCGCUGUGAUGCUGGAGUGUGAGCAAAGCUUGGUUCAGUUGUUCGUAGUUGCACAUUCUUCUAUAAUACAGCUUUUUUUUUUUUUUUUAAUGCCCGUCUCUUCUCCACAGAUGAGACAGUCAGAGUCGAACUGGUGCAGCUGAUUCCUCCAGCGGGGGAAACUCUCGCCUGCUUCGAGGAAGACGCUCGAAGCUUCUUAUUCCCGGAGCCCAAGCUGGUUCCUUCUUUCUCCGGAGUGGACCGAGAGGUUCUGAUGAUCCGAGCGUCUCACUUUCCAGGUAUCGCUCCAAGAUUGGAGUUUUCCACCACAACCACCAUUACCGAGUGUCCGCCUGAUGCACAGAUCAAGGUUUACCCCAACGAGCCCAUGAGGCCGGUAAUGAGGAGGAACAGCCGGCGGCCCAGGAGACCCAGGACGGCGUCGCCUCAGAAGAAACGGCCUCAAACCGCCCGGAGGAGGCGAAGCUCCAGGGCGGACAGAGAGGAGACGCACAGUGACCCCAGGUCCCAGUCCCUGUCCCCGCUCAGGUCUGGAAACACCCGGCGUUUGGCCCACGGCCGCCUGGGCUCUGCAGCCGUCUCCCAGCCUAUGUCGUCUUCGUGGCCCGGAGUCAGUCGCUCUGCAGCGUUUACCAACUCCUCUUCACCUUUGACCAGGUCUUUCUCCACAGUGAGAUAUUCUCCAACCGCCCGAAGAAAAUCGUUAUCCACUGGUUUGGCUGUGAGUACACCUGACGACAACUCAAGCUCUUCAGAAACAUACGACGGCCAUUACGGUCCCGAUCCUUCAACGCCAUGUUCGUCUUACCGCAAACACGCUGGACGCAGCAGCUCUUACGGAGAAUGGGAAGAGAUCCACGAGCGCGUUCGGGGACUCCUCACGACACCAAAAGCUGUUCGCCGACUCGUCUGCGGGGCCACAGUCUCUGAGGUAGAUGAGGUUUUAGCCCGUAGGUCCAUCCCUCCAGGUCCACCUUGAGGACUUGGCCAGGACCUAGAGAGGGAAAGAAACCUUCACAUCGCCAAUGAAGUCUUCCGUCUUUGCUGAUGAGUGUGUGUGUGCGUGUUAAUGACUGGAAAAUAAUGUGUUUCAUAUUCAAAUAAACCCAUCAGAGCUGAAACUCAGGCAGC